This is a messenger RNA of Rotaria socialis, 960 nucleotides long. NCBI's taxonomy places the organism in Eukaryota, Metazoa, Rotifera, Eurotatoria, Philodinida, Philodinidae. The record is from the annotation of a GenBank genome assembly.
AUGACAUCAGAUAGUUUACUCACUGUUGGCUUGGCACAAAUUGCACCUAUUUGGUUUGAUCGUGAAAAAACAUUGAAGAAAGUAGAAAAAUAUAUUUCGGAUGCAGCCGAUCGAGGUUGCUCAUUAGUUGCGUUCGGUGAAGCUAUUGUACCUGGUUAUCCAUUUUGGCUGGAACUAACGGAUGCUGCUGUCUUUAAUUCUUCAAUACAGAAAGAAAUUCAUGCAGAAUAUAUGCAUCAAGCCGUGUCGAUCGAAAGAGGUGAUCUCAGUGAGAUUUGUUCAUUAGCUAAAACUCGACAGAUUGCAGUUUAUUUGGGUUGCAUUGAACGUCCUCUUGAUCGUGGAGGUCAUAGUUUAUAUUGUUCAAUGGUCUUUAUUGAUCGAAAUGGUAAUAUUGGUUCUGUGCAUCGAAAAUUAAUGCCUACCUAUGAUGAACGACUAGCAUGGUCUAUUGGCGACGGCAAUGGAUUACGUGUUCAUUCUUUAGGUGCAUUUACCUGUGGUGGUUUGAAUUGUUGGGAGAACUGGAUGCCACUUGCACGAUCUGCUCUCUAUGCUCAAGGUGAAGAUUUGCAUGUUUGUAUUUUCCCAGGUAGUCAUCACAAUACGUACGAUAUUACGCCGUUUAUUGCCAAAGAAUCUCGUUCGUUUGUCAUUACUGUUUCGGGUUUAAUGCGAAAAGAAGAUUUUCCUAUUGGAUUAUUACAUCGAGAGCGAAUCGUGGAACAUGCACCAGACCUACUUACUGAUGGUGGUUCGUGUGUUGCAAAUCCCGAUGGUACAUGGCUAAUUGAACCGACAACUAUUGGUGAAGAAGCUCUACUUGUUACUACAUUAGAUCACCGGCGUGUACGUGAAGAACGACAAAACUUUGACCCAUCCGGACAUUAUUCACGUCCAGACAUUUUAAAAUUGACUGUUAAUCGAGAACGACAAUCUGUUGUCACAUUCAAAGAAUGA